Messenger RNA from Xiphophorus maculatus (southern platyfish), 675 nucleotides. Its product is annotated as histone H2B 1/2-like. Lineage: Eukaryota; Metazoa; Chordata; Actinopteri; Cyprinodontiformes; Poeciliidae. The record is from RefSeq and is a predicted model, not a curated record. The coding region runs from base 13 to 387 and encodes 124 amino acids. Gene Ontology annotation, cellular component: nucleosome. The transcript is spliced from 2 exons. Gene Ontology annotation, molecular function: protein heterodimerization activity; DNA binding; structural constituent of chromatin.
GAACACAUCAGGAUGCCUGAACCCGCAAAAUCUGCUCCCAAGAAGGGCUCCAAGAAAGCCGUCACCAAGACGGCCGGUAAAGGAGGCAAGAAGAAGAGAAAGACCAGGAAGGAGAGCUACGCCAUCUACGUCUACAAGGUGCUGAAGCAGGUCCACCCCGAUACCGGCAUCUCGUCCAAGGCCAUGAGCAUCAUGAACUCGUUCGUCAACGACAUCUUUGAGCGCAUCGCCUCCGAGGCUUCCCGUCUGGCUCACUACAACAAGCGCUCCACCAUCACCUCCAGGGAGAUCCAGACGGCCGUGCGCCUCCUGCUGCCCGGUGAGCUGGCCAAGCACGCCGUGUCUGAGGGCACCAAGGCGGUCACCAAGUACACCAGCUCCAAGUAAACCUGCUGUUUACCAUCUAAACCACAAAGGCCCUUUUUAGGGCCACACAAAUAUAACUAAGUGCAUGAAACUUGUACAUUAACUAUUCGUUAUCGGAUUGCUUAAAUGCUCAUGUAAAAGGGAAUUACUACAUUGGUAUCCAUAAAAUCCUGUAAAGUACUUUUUGUAUUUCCUUUGUCAACUCAGGCUUUCUUAACUUGAAACAUUUAAAUAAAACAAGGAACAAAAUUAAUUUCAACUAAUUAAAAUUGUUUGCAUUGAAUGUUUUCUGCAAAAUUAAAUUGAUUU